Molecule: messenger RNA, 331 nt
Organism: Cantharellus anzutake
Lineage: Eukaryota; Fungi; Basidiomycota; Agaricomycetes; Cantharellales; Hydnaceae
Exons: 1
Coding region: 10-231 (73 amino acids)
Source: RefSeq, a predicted model, not a curated record
CUGUCUGCAAUGUCGCAUAGGACUGCAUCCGAAAGAACAUUUGACCUGAUGUCUAUCACAAAGGAUGUUUCUAGCUCAGAAAAGAAGUCCUCCAACAGAUUUGUUAUGCUCAAACACAAGACAGCUUCACCCAACCGUUCGAGCCGCCUAUUCCUGUUCAGUGCACAGCCAAAAGAGACCACUUCGAGGGACCGAACGUGUAGAUGUCUUCCGGGUGACAUCCCAUCCUGAGAAAGCGCAUCACUUGGCUUAGAGGGGAUGGAAGUGACUGGAGGAUUCGAACCAUCUAAGGGUGUGCGUUUUGCAAGGGCUCCUUUCGCUAAGGCUAUGA